UUAUGUCAGAUGACCAAAACAAAGCUGAUGAGACGUACUCCGAUUAUUUCGUGUUGUGUUUUCACUGGUGACUCAUUCAGUGCAGAAAAAUUCUGGAAUACUACUGAAUAGUUGGGAGCUCAAGCUGUGUUUUACUAUUCGUGUUGUCGGUUCUAUUUCAACCUUGUGAUUUAAGUUUCCAUAACCCCCCAAAAUGUCCCUUAAUACUGCUCACGCGAAUAACGGAGUGCUAAUACAUGCCGGAGAAGGCAUCCUGAUCUUCUGUGACAAUGUCACCAUGGAGUUCAGCGGUCAGGACGCCCCGGCCUUCAAGGGCACCAAGCAAGGUCGCGUAUAUCUUACGACGCACCGCAUGAUUUUCAACAACAAAAAAGACAGCGAUCCGAUGCAGUCGUUCAGUUUUCCCUUCGUCACACUAAAUGAUGUCCAGCUCGAGCAGCCAGUGUUCGGCGCGAACUACAUCAAAGGCAAGGUGCGAGCGCAGGAGAAUGGUAACUGGACUGGCGAAGCUAAGUUUAAGCUCGUUUUCAAGCACGGCGGAGCCAUUGACUACGGACAGGCUAUGUUGAGAGCGGCUGCCAUGGCUCAGCGAAAUGCAGGCACUGCGCCUCCGCCACCAUACACACCUCCAGGCGGCGGCUGGUAUGCAGCGCCUCCACCUGCCUACACACCAAACCCGUACAACUAUGGAUGGGUCCCGUCAACAACCGUAUUUCCAGACCAACCGGCGCCGAACUCGAUCUACAUGCACGACAGCCCGCCACCGUAUCCCGGAAUCAUAUCCGGACCGCCGCAAGGUCAACCCCAAGGCUACCCGCAAGGUUAUCCUCCACAGGCUUAUCCACCCCAAAAUGGUUCCGCGUAUCCCCCUCAGCAGCCCGGCUAUCCAAUGCAGAACGGCGCUCCUGGAUAUGGCUUUGCUGGUGGGCCAGGAGUUGCCGGGGCAUCUGCUGGGGCCAUGGGCUUUACCCAACCACCUCCAGCAAAUUCGAAAGAGGCUGAAGCCGCUCAAAGCGCAUACUACGAUCCAAAUCAACCGCAAACGGCGUAUGUUCCACCACCAGCCUACUACGAACCUCCGCCAAGUUACAGUUCUCUGAACAAGAAGGAUCAGUAAUUUUGGAAGUUUUAUUACAUCAUUACAUACAUGGUACGCUAGAACCGCGCUUUGCAAAUCCGCUUAUAAAAAUCACCAGUGCAACCUAUAAUGUACCUAAACAUAACCUACCAAGAGAUUGAGUAUAACUCUUGAAUAGAAUAUUCGGCACAUCUCCUUGGAGUUUUUGUUUUAAUAGCUGGAUUAAGUAAGAAAAGCAGGAAGGCUUGAUUGGUUAAUGCACCAUAAAACGACGGAUGUCGACAGGAUUGUUGCUCCGAUCGUUCGAAAGAAUUGAAUGAACUAAAAAUAUUUACCUUAACAUACAUUACCAAUUAUAAUUAUUAUACGAAUGUUGUAAAUCUUUUAGUCUUGUAUUACAUUUGCAUGAUCGUUUAAUAAACUUGAUCGUGUAUCGUAUUUGUUGAGCAUAA
Molecule: messenger RNA, 1530 nt
Organism: Aedes albopictus (Asian tiger mosquito)
Lineage: Eukaryota; Metazoa; Arthropoda; Insecta; Diptera; Culicidae
Gene: Wbp2
Product: WW domain-binding protein 2
Exons: 6
Coding region: 194-1117 (307 amino acids)
Biological process (GO): positive regulation of DNA-templated transcription
Cellular component (GO): nucleus
Molecular function (GO): transcription coactivator activity; chromatin DNA binding
Source: RefSeq, a predicted model, not a curated record